Lytechinus pictus (painted urchin) is the source of this 3040-nucleotide messenger RNA. RefSeq names its product nuclear migration protein nudC-like. The transcript has 9 exons. The record is from RefSeq and is a predicted model, not a curated record. Gene Ontology annotation, cellular component: cytoplasm. Gene Ontology annotation, biological process: protein folding. NCBI's taxonomy places the organism in Eukaryota, Metazoa, Echinodermata, Echinoidea, Temnopleuroida, Toxopneustidae. Bases 492 to 1505 code for a protein of 337 amino acids.
AUACUUCCCAUGGCAUACUUCGGUGUGUGCAUGUGCCUUCUUCCUUCCGCUCUAUAUAGCUCUCGAUCGAUCUAUUUACUUCCUUACCCCCAUCUAACCCCGGCAUCUAACCCUUCUCCUUCCUUCAGAAAUAGAUGGAUAAAUAAACAAAUAGAUAGACAGAUAGAUAGAUAGAUAAAUAAAUAAAUGAAUAGAUUUUAACAAUUAAAAAAAAAAAUAGAGUCUAAAUCAUUCAAAAAGUCAUUGGAAAUCAAGACAAUUCAUAUUUGAAACAUUAAAGCCCCUAGCCACCCACCCAUGUCAGCCCGGCCCCCUCCUCCCCCUCCACCACCACCACCACCACCAUCAAGGCCCAGUAGUUUGCUCAUGUUUCUAGAAUUUUCUGACUCCGCCCUGCAUAUAUUGCAUAUAUUACCCAUAUAUAUGCUAGAAAACGAAGACUACCAGUACCGAAAUUUAUUCAUUCAUUUUGGUGAACCACAUGUGGAAAAAUGGCUGAGGAUGACGAUAGAUUUGACGGUAUGCUGAUGGCAAUGGCCCAGCAACAAGAACAAGGAAUUCAUCAGCUCAUCAAUGAUUUCUUUGGAUUUCUGAGGAGGAAAACAGAUUUCUUCACAGGAGCACAGAAAGGAGAAGCAGAGAAGGUGGUAAUAGGAAGCUUCAAGGCUCAUCAAAAGAUUGCUUUAGAUGCUAAGAAGAAGAAGGAUGAAGAAGCAGCAGCGGCUGAGAAGGCCAAGGCAGAGAGGAAGGCUAAAGAGGCUGCAGCGAGGCUAGCUGCAGAGUCCAAGAAGAAAGAUCAGGACCAACCCAAGAUACAAGAACUUACAGAUGAAGAGGCAGAGAGAUUACAAGCUGAAAUAGACAAGGAGAAAGCAGGUGAGCCCAGUGAAGGAGCUGAUGCUACAGGAGAUACUGGAAAUACAGAAUCCAAAAAGGAAACAAAAGAAGAUGAUGAUGAUGAAGAGGAUGAUGAAGAAGAUAAGGGAAAGAUGAAACCAAACUCAGGCAAUGGAGCUAACAUGCCUAAUUAUAGAUGGACACAAACACUGCAAGAAGUAGAGGUACACAUUCCAAUGCCAAUGGCAGUUAAGCCCCGGGACCUUGUCGUGUCCAUCACCAAACAUCGCUUGAAGGUCGGGUUGAAAGGUCAUGACCCCAUAUUAAAUGGUGAAACAUGCAAUGAACUAAAGGAAGAAGAGAGCCAUUGGGUCAUUCAAGACAAACAGAUUGUUAUUCUUUACCUUGAAAAGAUCAACAAGAUGGAAUGGUGGGAUAGGUUAGUGAAGUCAGAUCCUCAGAUUAACACCAAGAAAGUCAAUCCAGAAAACUCAAAGUUGUCAGACUUGGAAGGAGAGACUCGUGGUAUGGUAGAGAAGAUGAUGUAUGAUCAAAGACAAAAAUCAAUGGGAUUACCAACAUCAGAAGAUCAAAAGAAACAAGAUAUUCUCAACAAAUUUAUGAAGCAACAUCCUGAAAUGGACUUCUCCAACACCAAAUUCAACUAAUUGCAGAUUUCGAGAUCAUUGAUAUCACCACCCUAUACCACAGUGAAUCUCUCCAGACUAAGUCAAGAGAUUGAUAGUACCCUUCAUUUCAUUUCAGCUGAGCAUUUAAAGAUUGAUACAAGAUGGGAUUUCCAGAACUUAAAAAAAUCCUCAUGUGAAAAAAAAUGCCUUGUCAUUUCAGCCGCUGCAGGAUUCAAAACAAAUCAGGGCCCUGUGUCAUAAAGAGUUAUGAUUGAUUUGAUCGAUCACAAAUAGGGAAAGCCAGCAACCCCAACAUCCAGAAUGCAAUGUGUCUCUAGAUUUGAUGCUUACAUGCAUCGGUGUGCUUCUCUUUGUUUCCAAAUUUACGUUGUGUGCAUUUCUAUGUAAAGAAGUAUGAUAUAGAUGGAUUUUCCAUAAUUGAGAUUUGAACGGAACAAUAACAGCUUGAUUUCUUCUUUUUACUCCAUCACAUGAAAUAUAUGAAUUAUUUCAAAAUUCAUAUUUGUUCUUCAAUAAUGUAAAACUUACUUGGAUUUCUCGUGAUAAAUGUAAAAUGAUUAUUAUAAGUUUUCUUGAUUUGAUGGAUUUCAUUUGUUAUCAUUGAAUCUAUAAAACAUGAAACCUUUUUAUAUCUCCAAAGUAUUGCAUUUCAAUCCCUAUUUGAUAAAAAAAAAUAAAAUAUAUGUGUCUUGUCACCCUCUAUUGACCUCCACAAAGCUCACAUGAAAUACUAGUAUUACAGGAAGUUUGAAUGUAUGUUACAGACAUGUGGUUUGUAAAUUCAAUUUUUCUGUUCAUUCAUUGUAAUUCCAUUUAGUAAAAGUUUGAACAUUUAUUAUAGAAUCAGUCAAUUGUGUUGCAUAAUAGGUUGGUUAAGGAAAUUAUCUUGUGGAGAGGUGAUGGCCGUUACUCAUCCCAUGCAACAGUUUUAUGAUACUGUGUGUCCAUACUGUCAUAGAGAUAUACCGAAGCUUUGGUGAUAUGCUGCAUCCUCAUCACAGACAAUUGUUAGCCAAUCAAAAGUUACCUACAGAGUAAUUGUUCAGUUUUUGGUCUUGUAUAACUUUAGUGAUACUGUAUACCUGUAAUCACCACCAUGUUAAUUUCUAUCCUUGCUGACAAAAUACAAUCUAUGUAUACUAGUACAUUUGUAACUGGAUCAAAUCUUGUUUCGAUGUACAUACAAUGAAUCAUUGUAGAACUACCAGUAACUUGUUUAAUCUCUUGGAACUACAGACUUUGGUUGACUUUGAAAAUGUGUUCAACAUCUCUUCCCAGUGGUAUAAAGAAUUGCUUCAACCUGGGCUGUUAUACUGUAUAUACUAGUUGUGUAACUUCUACAAAGGCUGAGUUUACUUAUUAUACAUCAAUUUGCUUCUUCACAUUUGCUGCCAUACAAUCUGUAUACUCAGACUUUUGACAUCACGUCGGUUUCUCUAUUUUGAGCGUAUUUUCCUUUUCAUGAUUGAUUCAUGAUCUCCUUCUAUGUUAAUUUUAUUACAUACUGUUGUGUAUGUCAUUUCUUUUCUAUUAAAAAUUUUAAUUUCCAUGCA